Scylla paramamosain (green mud crab) is the source of this 2186-nucleotide messenger RNA. RefSeq names its product solute carrier family 66 member 2-like. The coding region runs from base 824 to 1546 and encodes 240 amino acids. Gene Ontology annotation, biological process: phospholipid translocation; retrograde transport, endosome to Golgi. The transcript has 5 exons. Gene Ontology annotation, cellular component: trans-Golgi network; endosome. The record is from RefSeq and is a predicted model, not a curated record. Lineage: Eukaryota; Metazoa; Arthropoda; Malacostraca; Decapoda; Portunidae.
UAGCUUGUUAGUUAGUUUAUUGAUGCUGGGUUACCAAAGUGAUGUAUUAGCAAAAUACAUAAUAUAAAUGGUAAUCUCUCCUCUUCCUGGCUUGUGAGUGUGGCUAGUUAGGUAGGUAGGUAGUUAGUUACUUAACACAAGUGUACCAAAGUGAUAUAUCAACAGAAGACAAUUCAAAAUAAUAGUUAAUACAAAAUAGCAAAGCAUAAUUCACAUCUGUCCUCUGGUCACAAACAAAAUAACAAGACUUAUAGUUGAGCAUAAUUAAUAUAAUCUAGGUAAAAGUAUUAAGGACUUUGUGUGCAUAAAUCACAUAGACAUGAGUGUAACUGUAGUGUAUUAAUGGUUAUAUGAAAGCAAGGCCACACACAGACUGGUAAUUAGGGAUCUGCAGGAAUUUGUGAGCUAAGUGAAUUUUUUUCCUGUGUCAGAGUGAGUGAGUAUGAUGUUAGUAACCCUCGCCUACUAACUUCCAGACACUGACUAUUUAUUUAUGGGCAAAAAAUAUACUUUCUUUAAAUCAUCAUGUACACCAUGAAGGGACUACCACUGAAAUUAAUUAACUAAAUUAAUCUGAACUCACCCAAACCUAACCUAACCCUCUGAUGAAAAUGCAAAUGUUAUUCAGUAUCAUCCUUGUGACUUUGUACAGCAUAGCAUGUGCUUCAUAACAUUUUGUGUGCGGUGUGGACUGUCAUAUAUCCCUCUUAGGUGUCCACAGCAUAACAGAGUAACCCAACUCCUGAAGACAAGCUGAUGGAUGUAUUAAGCUUCACUAGAAUAUUCUUUCUUAUGUGAGCAAGAUAUAAUUCAGAGGUUAAAGAUGUCAGAUGUCAGCUUGCUGGACACACUAAAAUGGAGUGUAGGUGGCAUAUCUUCCCUGGCCAUGAUGUUUGGGGGCGUGGUCCCUUACAUCCCUCAGUACCUGGAGAUCCGUCGCACAGAAAACACCGAGGGGUUUUCUCUCUAUGUCUGCCUCGUGCUUCUGGUGGCUAAUACUUUAAGAAUAUUGUUUUGGUUUGGCCAUUGGUUUGAGCUCCCCCUGCUUUUCCAAAGUGUCAUCAUGAAUGUGGCAAUGAUGAUGCUCAUAUCACUGUGUGUGUCUAUCCGCAAGAGAGGACAGCUCAUACAUAGCAAAGAACAUGUAUUUACUGAUUUUGACUAUGACUACUUCUGGGAGUGGACCGACAUGCAGUCCUAUGUGGAAUUCAUGCUGACGUUCUCCACAAUGGGCUGCCUCCUCAUGUACCUGUUCAUUGACUCAGCAGUGUUUGUGGAGACCGCCGGCUUCAUCUCGGUGCUAACAGAGGCACUUCUUGCUGUGCCACAGUUCUACAAGAAUUUUAUCACUAAAUCUACCUUUGGAAUGAGCCGCCAGAUGGUGCUGAUGUGGCUGGUGGGAGACACAUUCAAGACAGUGUAUUUCUGGGUACGCUCAUCUCCGCUUCAAUUCUUUGUGUGUGGUUGCCUGCAGAUUGCCAUUGAUAUUCUAGUCCUCGGGCAGUGCUUUAUAUAUAGGAAAAAGAACUCACACCUAAUUAAUUGAGUUAUUCAGUAGUUUUAUGAAAUGGAGUUCAAAGAUAAAGACAGCUUUUUUAUCACUUCAUUCAUUGAUACAUUUAGAACUGUAAGUUUCCAUAUAUUUCUCUCGCUGUAAUGUUAAGGAGGUACUUCAGAAUCAAAUGUAACUGCCUCUAAUUUUUUUUGUAGAUCCAGCAAUCUCAAAUAUUCAGGUUUUUGGCUUUGUGACUCACAUACAGUGUAAUUUAAAUGAGUUUAGUACUUACAAGAGUGGCGUGAAAAUUCAAAGGUUGAAAUACAGUACACAUAUCAGACAGCUUUCUGUAUGUUUCUUUUUUUUUUUUUUUUUUUUUUUAUAUAUAUAUUACAGAACAAAGGUAUUUAUUUAUUGUUUAUGCUAAUUUAAUUUUUUUAGUUAAGUUAAACCUGCACAAGUGCCUUUCCCUUUUGGGAAGUAUACACUGCCUCCAUUCAUCAACAAGUAAUAAUGCCAUAUCAGGUUGUAUCAACUAUGGAUGCCUUAUGAGACGUUAGUUGCGUCCUGAAAGGUGCUGCACGUUUGUUCCUGGACGAGUUGUAACCAGUGGGAUAAUGACUAAGGAAAUGCUCCAUUGUUGUUUUUAUAAUUAAGGUUGUGCUGUGUCCAAUAAAGAUUUUAUCUUUUA